Raphanus sativus (radish) is the source of this 687-nucleotide messenger RNA. Its product is annotated as RING-H2 finger protein ATL52-like. Bases 1 to 687 code for a protein of 228 amino acids. The record is from RefSeq and is a predicted model, not a curated record. Lineage: Eukaryota; Viridiplantae; Streptophyta; Magnoliopsida; Brassicales; Brassicaceae. The transcript has a single exon.
AUGGACGGCAUCGUGUCAACGACACGGACUGUAAACUAUGAAUCAAAGACGCAUGCCGUCAUUGACUCUCAGAUUUCAGGGUCAUUCUCGAUUUUAAUCCGACAAGUUGAACGGUCUUUUGUGAGGCUUAAUAGCAUUCGUUGUGAAAAUCUGCUAUCACAAAAGACCCUACCUGCAUCAGCCGCAAUCGUGUUCGAGAUCCCACCUAGUUUUCUUCUUGCUGGGGAAGAAAUUUGCAGUGGUUAUGUGUGUAACGCCUUGUCUAAGACAAUCAUAGACAGCUGGAUUCAAGGGCUCAUCCUUCCUCAAAUCUGCAAAGAGGCCAUUGAACUAUCCAAAACAGGUCAUGGUUUCUUGGUUGAAGCUCAAGUUGAAGCGGUCAAAGAAACAUAUAUCAAUGACGUUGUUGACUUAAACGAUUACGACUCUAAAGGUCAAAGAAUACCAAUAAAACCAGUUUGUCCAAUCUGUCUUAAGGAGUUUGUUCAUAGUACAAGCACCAUCAUCACAAAGUUGCGUUGCUGCAACCAUUGUUUUCAUAGGGAUUGUAUUCUCACGUGGCUACGCCGCAAUCAUUCAUGUCCAACUUGUCGUGAUGAUAUCCACAAUCCCCGACCAAAGAAACAUAUCUCAAAGACGGUGUGUUUAGGUCAAAAACCCAUGGCCAUUAAAUACUCAGAGGCAUGA